Apodemus sylvaticus (European woodmouse) is the source of this 1266-nucleotide messenger RNA. RefSeq names its product superoxide dismutase 2 (gene Sod2). Bases 132 to 800 code for a protein of 222 amino acids. Gene Ontology annotation, molecular function: superoxide dismutase activity; metal ion binding. The transcript has 5 exons. The record is from RefSeq and is a predicted model, not a curated record. Gene Ontology annotation, cellular component: mitochondrion. NCBI's taxonomy places the organism in Eukaryota, Metazoa, Chordata, Mammalia, Rodentia, Muridae. Gene Ontology annotation, biological process: superoxide metabolic process.
AUGGGCGCUGCCGGCAGGGUCACCGCUUCACUGUGUCCUUGCGGACGCCGGGCGGACGUCUCAGAGUGGACGCGCGCCUGUGAGCGAACGGCCGUGUUCUGAGGAGAGCAGCGGUCGUGGGCGCCUCAGUUAUGUUGUGUCGGGCGGCGUGCAGCGCGGGCAGGAGGCUGGGCCCGGUGGCCGGUGCCGCGGGCUCCCGGCAGAAGCACAGCCUCCCCGACCUGCCUUAUGACUAUGGCGCGCUGGAGCCGCACAUUAACGCGCAGAUCAUGCAGCUGCACCACAGCAAGCACCACGCGACCUACGUCAACAAUCUGAACGCCACCGAAGAGAAGUACCACGAGGCGCUGGCCAAGGGAGAUGUUACCACUCAGGUUGCUCUUCAGCCUGCCCUGAAGUUCAAUGGUGGGGGACACAUUAAUCACAGCAUUUUCUGGACAAACCUGAGCCCUAAGGGUGGUGGAGAACCUAAAGGAGAGUUGCUGGAGGCUAUCAAGCGUGACUUUGGGUCUUUUGAGAAGUUUAAGGAGAAACUGACCGCUGUGUCUGUGGGAGUCCAAGGUUCAGGCUGGGGCUGGCUUGGCUUCAAUAAGGAGCAAGGUCGCUUACAGAUCGCUGCCUGCUCCAAUCAGGACCCACUGCAAGGAACUACAGGCCUUAUUCCGCUGCUGGGGAUUGACGUGUGGGAACACGCGUACUACCUUCAGUAUAAAAAUGUCAGGCCCGACUAUCUGAAAGCUAUCUGGAAUGUAAUCAACUGGGAGAAUGUUGCUGAGAGAUACACAGCAAGCAAGAAGUAAAGCCUGCAGCCACGGCGCGGCGCGUGUGCCAGGCCCCGGCGCGUGUGCCAGGCCCUUGGCCGUUUUGUAGUAGUGUAGAGCACUGCAGCACCCUGACUGAGGUGCUGCCGUCUUCAUUGAUGUCUAUCCACAUAUGUUAUGAGCAUAGUGUUAUGAUAAUUUCUUACUUUAAUUAAAUUUAUUAUUAGGCAACUGUUUGAGAACAGUGCAUAUACUCUGUGUGAAUUGCUCUUGAUUGAACAUUUUCAUUGAAUUGCUUGGAUGCUAUAACUAUCCUUAUAAGACUAUCAAAAAUAUUCCAUCUCUAUUUUGGGGGACCCGUGGGAGCGUCUGUAAUCCUGUUCUAUUGCAGUUAGAAAAAAAAUUGACUUGUGCCCUCCACCCCCCAGCUGUUGAAUAAUGAAAUAGAGAACCGAAUAGCUCUCUUUUCUAUUAAAAAUUGCUAUUUUUUGUAAGUAAUCCUCUA